AUGCCUCUUAUCGAUAAUAAUGUAAAACUUGAUUUUAAAGACGUUCUUAUUCGUCCAAAACGUUCAACAUUAAAAAGUCGAGCAGAUGUUGAUUUAACACGUGAAUUUAUAUUUCGUAAUAGCAAAAAAACCUAUCAAGGCAUUCCAAUAGUUGCAUCAAAUAUGGAUACUGUUGGAACAUUUGAAAUGGCAAUACAAUUAUCAAAAUUACAAUUAUUUACAACUAUUCAUAAACAUUAUACAGUUGAACAAUGGAAAGAAUUUGCUAAGGAACAUAAGGAUGUACUUCCUAAUGUAGCAAUAUCAACUGGUAUGACAGAAAAUGAUUUUAAAAAAUUACGUGACGUUAUGGAUGCAAUACCAGAACUUGAAUAUAUAUGUGUUGAUGUUGCUAAUGGUUAUUCAGAACAUUUUGUUGAAUUUGUUCGAUUUGUUCGAAAAGAAUUUCCUGAUAAAACAAUAUUUGCAGGAAAUGUUGUUACAUGUGAAAUGGUUGAAGAACUUAUUUUAAGUGGAGCUGAUAUUGUUAAAUGUGGUAUUGGACCAGGUAGCGUUUGUACAACACGUUUAAAGACUGGUGUUGGUUAUCCUCAAUUAUCAUGUAUUCUUGAAUGUGCUGAUGCUGCUCAUGGUCUUGGUGGACAUAUUGUUAGCGUAAGUUAUUUUUUUUAA
Rotaria sp. Silwood2 is the source of this 672-nucleotide messenger RNA. The record is from the annotation of a GenBank genome assembly. NCBI's taxonomy places the organism in Eukaryota, Metazoa, Rotifera, Eurotatoria, Philodinida, Philodinidae.